Verticillium nonalfalfae is the source of this 213-nucleotide messenger RNA. RefSeq lists its product as uncharacterized. The transcript is spliced from 4 exons. The coding region runs from base 1 to 213 and encodes 70 amino acids. Lineage: Eukaryota; Fungi; Ascomycota; Sordariomycetes; Glomerellales; Plectosphaerellaceae. The record is from RefSeq and is a predicted model, not a curated record.
AUGGCUCUCGUCAACGCCAGGAACAAGGUGCCCGAGCACCAGGUCUUCUACCAGAACGCCUACAAGAACCACCAGCGCCUCUGGAGGAUCAACCCUCGCUCCAAGUUUCUUAUGGUCCCCUACCUUGCCCUCCUUUGGGGUGGCUUUGCCGGUUCCGUCUACAUGGGCGUCCGUAAGGUUGCCGGUCACAACACCUGGCUCGGCGAGAACUAG